AAUUUUAAAACACGUAAGGAUAAUAGAGAACAGCUGAUUGUUGUGGAUUUGUAAUAUGCUACUCUCAGUUAUCUAGGCGCACUCUCACUGCUAGCUGGUCUCUUCGAUGCGAGCUUUAAAACCCUCGCUGCCCAGGACCCGAACAGAUGCCAAGCAACCACCAAGCGAGCAGCAUUGCCACUAUUCAAGACUAAAACGUCCGUGCAGUGAGUGACAGUGUGUAACACAACAACACGAGUGAAAAGUGCACAACUAUAUAAAAGCACACACACAUAUCCAUGUCUCUAUAGUACUUAUUUGCCGUAGCCCAAAAAAGAGUGCUAUAUAAAUGCUUUAGUGCGAUUAGCCGACGUGCAAGACGUGGAAGUGUGCACUGUGAAUAAACGUACAUACAAAUAUAUGUACACACUCGCAAUGCAUUGAGAAGUAUCCGUACAAGUGCGUGUAGCGAAAACAAUUCCAUUACGCUUUGACGGCAUUUUAUUUUUCUAAAUUAAAAUGUGUAAAUAAGAAAAUUCCCCAAUCAAAAGUUGUGAAAAUGAUAUGAAAUUCAUAAAUAACGAACGAACAUAACAAUAAAAUGCGAGUUUUCUACACUUUGCUUGCUGGAUAAGUGAGCCAGCAAGUGGAUGAAAACAGCAAAACGGAACAAUUUCGUGUAAUAAAUCUGUAGAUUGCAUGAAAUUAAUAGCGAAAUUCAACCACACUCACACAUUCACACACGAACACACACACAUGUAUAAAUAGUGCAUGCAACGCAUUUUUUUGGGUCAUAUGCACGCUGUGGUGCGGUGGUGGGUGGCGGAUGGUGGAUAACAACGCCCCAUCAUAACAAUACCAAUAAUAACGAUGAUGAUGGUGAUGAUGAUGAUGACGACGAUGUUGUUGCUGCUGCUGCUGAUGAUGAUGACCACACCAACACGAGCACUCCUGGUAUGAGAGCAAAUUAUAUAAAAUUAUCAUGCAGCGCAGGCAGCGGCCAACUUGGCCACUCGAAUUCAACCAAAACGAGGCUAAACUUCAACUGCAUACGUGGCGCUGCGUGCGGACUGCAUGACGUAUACGUGAUAUACGUAUAACGUAUACGUAAUUGGCGCUGUGGCCAAUUGCCAAAAAGCGGCCCAGGAACAAAACGUACAAAAUCGAAAGCAAAAGCAAAAGCAUAAAGCAAACAACGUGAGCAACAACUUAACUUAACUCAACUCAAAUCAGACGUGCGACAACUGUGACAAGUGCAAAGAACAAAUAGCACCACACACAAGUCGAGUGCAAUCGAGUCAUAGGCGUAGUCGCUGCAAAUGACAAAAGUUUCGAAAGUGUUGAAAAUGUGUUGAGGCAGCUGCCGCAAGAUGAGAAAAUGGCGAAGUUAACAUUGCACCGUCUACUGCAGCGUUUGCAGCUGACGGCGCUGCAGUUGGCCAACGACACGCCCACUUUAAUGCGCCGACCGCAACUCAAUAACAACAACAACAACAAUAGAAACCGCAUGGCUCUCUUAAGCUGGCUGCACUUGUGCCAUGGCAAUGGACACUACUACUUAACGCUGGCCGUGCUCAUCUAUGGCUAUCUAAUGCUGCACGCCUCAGCAUCCUCAACCACUACGAAUAUGUCGGUCGAAUCGAAUCUAACAACAAUAACAACAAAAAUAACAACAACAGAAAUAAGUUUAGCUAUAAGCGAAAAGAAACCAAAACGCGAUGUUGCCCAUGUGCCUGACGAUGAUUACGAUGCCAGCUAUCCAGAUGACUUGGAUGAUUUAGAUGCCUUGAUUAAUAAUAAGUCAGCUAAAGGUAAAUACAUUGGAGCGCCAUGCAAUGAGUUGAAGUGUGACGCAAAACUUGUGCAUGUCACCUGCGAUAAGGAGACGCAGUUGUGCAGUUGCGAGCGCAAUUAUCCCGUGCAGCUGGGACCGAUAAAGGGCUGUGCCAAACCUAAGAAACUGGGCGAUCAGUGUUUCUACGACGAGACCUGCAUCUACAACGAUGAGAACUCCCUCUGUGUUCAGGUGCGACACAAUGCGAUGUGCCAGUGCGCCAGCGGCUUUCACUCUGUCAGCUAUACGAAGCCAACAAGGCGGGUCUUUUGCACACCAGACCUGAGCGAGCUGAGCUCGGAUUUACCCACGUUGCUGGGCGUAUCCUCGGGCAUUGCGGUGCUGGCGGGUCUCAUUUGCAUGGUACUGCAUCUGUUUAGCAAAACCAAGUAUCCGAGGCAUCGGAACUUCGGUGAUGCGAAUAUACCGCCGCCCAUACUCUACUCCAGCGAUACAGGCAUACCGCUGACCGUGCACUCGGCACGUCCAUCGUCGCGUUCCAGCAUCCGUUCGACGGGCUCGAUAGGGUCAUUUGGUAAUCGUCGCGCCUCGUCCGGCGGUUUGACUGGCGCCGCUGGCGGCGGUGUCGGCAAUAGCAGCGGCGGUGGUGGCGGCGGCGGCGGCGGCGGCGGCAGCGGCAGCGGCGGACAUGGUGGCAACUCGAAGGGCAUACUGGUGUCGACGUCUCGUACAGGUGCGGCUAGAUCGGCCGCCAUAUUGCUCAUAUCGUGUCACAUUACGGCCGUAUCCAAACAAAAUUCACGCGCCUCGUCGCGUCACACAUCUGGCGCCGGCUGCAGCCAGCAUUCGCGCGACAAUCUUGACGAGAACAACGGCUGCAACGGCUCCGGCUCGGCCGGGGCUGGUGGUGGUAGCAGCGCUGGCGGCUGCCGCAGUUGCGAGAGCACGCUCUCAAUGAACCGCCAGCUGCAGAAGCAAUUGAAUCAUCAACGGCACCUGCUCAGCUUUGAGCUGUCGCCGGCGAAGACAAAGAAUCAGGAUAGAUUUAGGACCCUCUUGGGCUUGAAUGGCAUUCAUAAUUAUGAUGAUGACGAUGAUAAUAAUGAUGAUGGGUUCAAUAGCAUAGAUGCACUAGGUGCCAGUGGUGCCGGCAGUCGCGCUGGCGUUAGCGGCUAUGGCGGCUAUGGCGACUAUGGCAGCGGCAUUGGCGGCGGUGCCGAGCUGCAUCAUUUGCAAAUUGGCGCCCUGCCCACGCCGGCGAGUGAAACGCCCAGAUUUGCGGUAAAUCAACUCAUCAGUCAGCAGUCAUUCAGCGUCAAUCAUCAACAUCCACAUCAACAUCAACGUCAAUCACAAACAAUCACAAUUGGCCAAUUUGUAGCCUCCAUCAAUAACUCGAUCCCGCCUAGCAACUAUGUGUUCUCAUUAUAAGUUCUCUUCUUCUUCUUCUAUUGGUGUUUUGAAUUCCUGCUCUCUUCGCAUAUACAUUGUGUACCAAAAUCUCCAUCAUAAACACUUACUCUCAGUUAAGGUCAAUGUGAACUGCCUCAGCUUCAACUGUCGUUUCUAUUUUGGGCUAAAGCUAAGGCCUCUUUAAGCAUUAUGUUGAGUUUUAUCUAGUAAAAAGUUUUUUGAAUUAAGAGAAAUAUUAUUUAUUAUUUUCAAUGCUAUAUUAUGAAAUCAUAUAAAGCCUUAUCCCAUUGUUUAUAUAUGAAAUUUAAUAUCUUAAAAUUAGUUUAUCAUUAUUAUAUAUUUUUGU
Messenger RNA from Drosophila mojavensis, 3533 nucleotides. RefSeq lists its product as uncharacterized. The transcript has 6 exons. Lineage: Eukaryota; Metazoa; Arthropoda; Insecta; Diptera; Drosophilidae. Bases 1358 to 3205 code for a protein of 615 amino acids. The record is from RefSeq and is a predicted model, not a curated record.